Messenger RNA from Toxorhynchites rutilus septentrionalis, 3078 nucleotides. RefSeq lists its product as uncharacterized. Lineage: Eukaryota; Metazoa; Arthropoda; Insecta; Diptera; Culicidae. Gene Ontology annotation, cellular component: extracellular region. The record is from RefSeq and is a predicted model, not a curated record. Bases 1 to 3078 code for a protein of 1025 amino acids. The transcript has a single exon. Gene Ontology annotation, molecular function: chitin binding.
AUGCGCAAUAACAAUAUGUGGUGGCUAAUUUUGAUCGCCCUCGGGUCGGCAGCAGCACAGGAUCCGGAUUUAGCAUUCCGAUGCAGCAGAAUAUUGUCAUAUGCACUUCUCCCGAACCCGAGUGACUGUGGAGCGUUCAUAUUUUGCAACGAGGGAACACCGCUGGAGUACGAUUGCCAUCGGGAUGAGAUUUGGUCCCAGGAGGAUGCGGCAUGCGUGCUGGGCUCUCAAGAGACCUGCGAGCUGUGGCAGCCGACGUGGGAAUGUGAACGAGUAGCUGACGGGCCAAUCGCGUACCCAAGGGAAUGUGGCAGGUUUAUCAAUUGUGUCGGAGGGCGUGCUAAUGUGGUAGAGUGCCCACCGGGUCUCAUCUACCUAGCUGGUAGAUCCGGAUGUGUGGUGGGAAAUUCGGUGCGAUGCGAAUCACUUGAACAUCUUUGCGAUGAAGAAGCUGAAGAGGUUUUUGGACAUCCAGAACACUGCGGUGCGUUUAUCGAGUGUGAUGGGAACGCAGCUAGGUUGGAGUUUUGUCCAGCGGAUGAGAUUUUUAGUUUGGAUAUCAAAUUUUGCGUUCCAGGCGAUUCGAAUACGUGUGAUCCACAACCAGUUGAGAGUGUUUGUGAGGGGCGAGCAGAUGGACUUCUUGCACAUCCUACGGAUUGUGCUGCGUACGUUUUCUGCGAAAACAAUACAUCUACUGUUGAAAGAUGCCAGAAGGGAAAAAUAUUCGUGCCACGGGAUGCAAUCUGUGUGCUGGGCGUUGAAAGCAACUGUCGUUUGUUGCCGGAUGUUUGUGAUGGUUUACCGGGCGGUUACAUAAUCGAACAUCCCGAUCACUGUGAUGUAUUCAUGAAAUGCUCAGAAGAUAGGUACACCAUCGGCCAUUGUGCGCCAGGUCAAAUAUUCCGUGUGGAUAUGAAGUUCUGUGUUCCCGGCGAUGCAGUAAGCUGCACCAUUACACCGCUUGAAGAAAUGUGUCUUGAUAUGCCGUUCGGAUCAAUUUUCCCCCAUCCGGAGGACUGUUCGAAACUGGUGAGGUGUGCAAUCCAACACGCCGCGGAGAUGCCGUGUCCGCAGAAUAGUGUGGUUCAACCGGGAAGCCUCGCAUGUGUUCCAGGAAAUCCAGAGACUUGCCAACAGUUUGAUGAGUUGUGCAUUGGCAAACAUGAAGAGACGAUCGCGCUUCCAGAUCGAUGUGAUUUCGCCAUCCAUUGCCAAAAUGACCAAUCCGCUGUGGUUUUCUGCCCUCCCGGAGAAAUUUUUGAUGUCCUUCAAAAGAGAUGCUUGCCCGGAAAUGUGUACAAGUGUGAAUUACUAAAUUGUCUAGACAAAAUGGAUGGAAUGUGGGGUCAUUCGGAGCUGUGCAAUGUAUUUGUUCGGUGUGAUAGCGAACAAAUUUCCGUUCAUCCCUGUCCUCCCGAGCAUAUUUUCCAUCUACUAAUGAGAAUGUGUACCCCAGGAAAUCCAACAGACUGCGAAUACGAUCCUUUGGAACGGAUGUGUAAGAAUAGGUUCAGCGGCAGUAGAUAUCCGCACCCUACCACCGCGCAUUGUCUCGACUAUGUUGUCUGCAUCGACGGAGAGGCUGAAGUUCGGAGCUGCCCAGCGGCAACAGUCUUACGGCCCCAACAGUUGGAUUGCCUACCAGGCGAUGUCGAAACCUGCGAGUACUUCGAAGUUUUUUGCUCAGCAGACCACGAAGAGAUCCAUCCUCACCCGGCCCGAUGUGAUGUGAGAAUCGUUUGCAUCGCUGGUGAGCCACACCUGCAGUUUUGUCCCGAAGGAGAGAUCGUGGAUCCGAGCUCAAUGAAUUGCGUUCCCGGUGAUGUCAGCGAGUGUUAUUGUUUUGGUAAAAUCGAUGGGAUUUAUGUGGAUCCAACGAACUGUGCUCAGUACGUUCGUUGUGAGUCGGGCGCAAUGAUAACGAGGUCCUGUUCUGUUGGGGAAAUUUUCAAUUCGGAGAUGAAGCUGUGUGUUCCAGGUGAUACGGAAAACUGCCAACGGUUCCCGUUGGAGAACAUGUGUCAAGGCAGACCCAAUGGACGUCGGUAUCCUCACCCGGAUGACUGUAGCCAAUUCGUCCUCUGCGAUGAUGAGGAAGCCUUAGUGGAAUCAUGUGGACGAGGUUCGGUUAUCCAACCAGGCACGGGUGAUUGUGUCGUCGGCAAUACGAACUCCUGUGAGCUGUAUGUCGAUCUUUGUCAAGGGAUUCAAAUUGGAAGCGUUGCGCACCCUGAAAGCUGUGAAUUAUUUAUCACAUGUGAGGAGGACGAAUCGUUUGCUGAACACUGUGUACGCGGAGAAAUAUGGGAUGCGGUUGAAUCUGUCUGUUUCCCUGGGAACGUCCUCACUUGCGAGCUGUUGCCCUCAUGCGAAGUGGAGAACGAAGGUAUCAAGCUUCCACAUCCCAAUUUCUGUGAUGUCUUCAUUCGAUGUGAAAAGGAACACUCGGUGUUGAAUGAGUGUCCACCAGGAGAGAUAUUCAACCAAGAGAAACAAAUCUGCGCCUUUGGUGAUUCGGAAACUUGCAAACUAGUUCCAGAACCAGACAUAUGUGCAGGACGUCCAGAUUGCACUCUGAUUCCCGAUCCAGACAAUUGCAAAAUUUAUCAUCAUUGUUAUGCACAAACCUCCACAACGAUGGUUUGCAGCCCAGGUCACAUAUUCGCCUUCCUAUCUGCUGGAUGCGUUCCUGGGAACGAUGCGACCUGCGAAAGCUACAGUAAUCGUUGCAUGGGACGACCGGAUGGAAUCGUUGCAUUCCCUGAUUCCGCCAGAUGUAAUUUGUUUCUUGCCUGUUCUGGAGGUCUAACGUCCGCUCACUCUUGCCCAGGGGAGGAGAUUUUGAGUGAAGAGCAGCAGCUUUGCGUUCCUGGUAAUUUCGAAUCCUGUUCAUUCGCUGAUGAAGAUUAUCAAUUUUGUUCCGAUAUGGCGGAUGGAAGAUACGCACACCCUCUGCUGUGCUAUCUCUUCAUUACAUGCAUCGAUGGGUUUGCUGCAGUUGGAGCUUGUCAACUCAACGAAGUGUUUGAUUCUAUCCAACUGGAAUGCGUUGUAGCAGAUAGAAGUAUUUGUUAA